GAGAAUGGAGAUAAGGGUGUUGUUGCUACAAAACCAACCUGUCCCCGUGGCCCUCAGCUCCUACACCGUCGGGCUGGGCCUGCACAGUCUUGACGACGACCAAGAACCAGGCGCCUGCAUGAUGGAGACCAGCCUCUCCAUACAGCACCCAGACUACAACAAACCCUUUUACGCCAACGACCUCAUGCUCAUCAAGUUGAAAGAAUCGGUGUCGCCGUCUGCCACCAUCCGGAACAUCAGCAUCGCCUCCCAGUGCCCCACUGCUGGAGAUUCUUGCCUCGUCUCCGGCUGGGGGCAGCUGAAGAAUGGCAGGCAGCCCAACGUGCUCCAGUGUGUGAAUAUCUCAGUGGUGUCUGAGGAGAGCUGCAGUGCCCUCUAUGACUUCAUAUAUCACCCCAGCAUGUUCUGCGCUGGCGGAGGACACGACCAGAAGGACUCCUGCAAAGGUGACUCUGGGGGCCCCGUGGUCUGCAACGGGUACCUGCAGGGCCUCGUGUCUUUUGGACAUGCCCAGUGUGGCCAACCCUACAUUCCAAGCGUCUACACCAACCUCUGCAAGUUCACUGAGUGGAUACAGAAAACCAUCCAGGCCAGUUAACUCCCGGGACUGGGACCUGUGAAAUGGAACCC
Messenger RNA from Ceratotherium simum simum (southern white rhinoceros), 630 nucleotides. RefSeq names its product kallikrein-4-like. Gene Ontology annotation, cellular component: secretory granule. NCBI's taxonomy places the organism in Eukaryota, Metazoa, Chordata, Mammalia, Perissodactyla, Rhinocerotidae. Gene Ontology annotation, biological process: extracellular matrix disassembly; amelogenesis; proteolysis. Gene Ontology annotation, molecular function: serine-type endopeptidase activity. The record is from RefSeq and is a predicted model, not a curated record.